This is a messenger RNA of Phytophthora nicotianae INRA-310, 713 nucleotides long. RefSeq lists its product as hypothetical. The coding region runs from base 127 to 621 and encodes 164 amino acids. The transcript has a single exon. NCBI's taxonomy places the organism in Eukaryota, Oomycota, Peronosporomycetes, Peronosporales, Peronosporaceae. The record is from RefSeq and is a predicted model, not a curated record.
ACAGGCUUUGCCGAGGCGAAGACUGCGGCUCCUUCUUGUUGAUUCACAGUAACCUUCCUCACUUUCCAAAUUGCGACGAAAUUCCAAGUAGCCCCCACCCGAAGACAGAAAAAACCAAGCAAUACCAUGAACAUCAAAGGACUAUUCGCGUUUGCACUGGUCACCCUCGCUGGAAUUGCCAACGCCGACGCCGAGAACCACGUUGCCCGGGAAUUGCAGGUGGCCGACUUCAGCACGAAGUUACUGAACUCUGUGAACGCCAAGCGAGCGGAGAAGGGUCUCAAGCCCGUCUGCAUCAACACGAAGCUUGCAAAGGCGGCGCAGAUCCUUGCUGACGACAACGCCAAGAAUAACAAGGUCAGCACUCGUGGAUCGGACGGCUCCACUCCCACUUCCCGUUACGAGGCCCAGGGCAUUGACACCGCGCAGUCCGCAGAACUCGCUGCUGCCGGUCAGGCUAGCGCGGAUGCCGUGGUGGCCACAUGGGUCAAGUCUUCCAGCGCGUAUCUCUUCAGCGAUUUCAAGUUCAUCGGUCCUGGUUACGCCUACGACAAGACGAAGCUGCACAAGCACUACUGGGUCAUGGACAUGGCCAACGCCGAUGGCGAGGUCUGCGCUUAGACGGCAACUGCCAUGCCAAUGCACUUUUAGCAUUUUGAUAGCGAAGUACCAUCGAUAACAUCGUAAUUCCAUCGAUAUUUUUUGUACACUCA